GGUGCAGUGCUCGCAGAUUGUUAUUUGCCUGCACUGUGGUGUAGGAGUGUACCAAGCGGAAGCAAAACCCAGAAUCACACAUUUUUACCAUAAAUUUCUGAAUUUUCUGUUAGGGCGCAUUCGUUUGUCUUAUAUUUUAUCAUUCGUGACCAGAAGCCUUGUUUAUAUUUUAAUUAAUAUCGGACCUGAAAUACGCAAAAAUGUCUCUGGAUCGUGCCUCCGGCAUACGGAAAGGACAGCAAAGAAAUUUACUAAAGGGAUCCAGAUCGGCAGUAACGAGCCCGACUUAUCUCCAAAAAUCCAGCAAGAGUCGUUGCUUCCAUUUCCGCUACUUAGAGCUAUGUCGCGCCAAAAAUCUCACACCAGUGUCCGAAAUACGGAAGAAAUCCAAUGCGAACACCUUGCUGGACGUCUUCGCCGAUAAGCUGAACGUGACCGACUGGAUGAUGGUCAUCGAGGCUCUACAACAUGACAUCGUUCUGCAGAACUUGGUACUGCACAUGCGUCGCUCCUAUCAAAACAAUAUAAUCGAGCCCAUCGACACGGAGAAUCGGGCCCGGCUCUUCCGAGAGCGCCCGGUGGUAUUCACGCGCUUCAUUUUCAGCGGCCUCGUCAAGUCCAUCGCCGAUUGUGUGUCGAACAACAAGAACAUCAAAGUGCUCAAGCUCGAGGGUCUGCCCCUGUAUGACGUCUACAUUGAGUGUAUUGCCAAGUCGCUGGUCGCCAACGAUUGCCUGGAGACCUUGAGCUUUCGCAGUUCCAGCAUUGGGGACAAGGGGUGCGAGAUGGUUUGCCACACGGUCAAGUAUCUCAAUCGUAUUGCAUAUUUCGAUCUCUGCGAGUGCAAAAUCACCUCAAAGGGGGCCAAGCAUGUGGCCGAAAUGAUCAAGAUGCAAAAGAUAUCACACUACACGGAGGGGUGGGAAAAGUCCCUGCGCUACCGGGAUGUCGAUGUCAAUUCCAUUUUGGGACUACGAACGAUUCUUCUCGCUAACAAUCCGAUGAUCGGGGACGAAGGCCUACGAUUGAUCGCCGAGGUGCUGAAGGAGGAUGUCUGGAUAAAUUCUGUCGACAUGCAGGGCUGUGGCCUUACUGAUAUUGGAGCCAAUCUCAUAAUCGACUGCCUGAAACUGAACACCACCAUCGGCGAGUUCAAUGUACGGCACAACCAGGGAAUCAGCCAUUUCUUGCAGCGUAGCAUUCGCGAACACCUGGGCAUCCCAGACUUCGAAAAGAAGAAGGAGCCGGAGUACGAUCUCAGCUGCUUCAACGGGCUGCAUAGCCUGCCCAAGGGCCAGAAGUUCACUGUCAGACAGGUGGUGUUGCACGUCAAGCGCCUUGAGCAGGAGCUGUCCUUCGAACGGACUCUACGCAAGAAGGCCGAGAAGCUGAAUGUAAGACUCAGCAAUCAACUAAUGAACUGUAACAGCCACAUGAUCUCUGACAAGAUCACGGACGCCUCCCUAUCCCAAGUGGUUAACGAAUAUAUGGAAAUGAAGGAAGCCCUCAUAGAAUCGCCAACGUAUCGCCAGACGGAGUUCGGAAAGCUGGUCAACAGCGUCGUCACCACCCCGGAAACGACUCCGCGAAGCGACUUGUCGACCCUGCGAAAAGAUAUUCCGCAUCUACAAGUGUCAAGCCAAUAUAAGACGCAGGAGACGCAAUACUCAAGCCGACAUGAAGAGGAACAAUCUGAGCUGGAGCCAAUGGAGGUCAGCCCUCGCGAGGAAGAGCAGUCGCCACGCCGGACUCUGUUGCAGGUCCGAAAGGUGCGCAGCGAGAUGAAGUACGAAGAGCAAAACGUUAAAAAUGUCAACAAGAAACACGAGUCGAAGUCGGAUCACGAAUUCGCCAACGAGAGCCAUUUCAAACUCAACGCGAAGUUGCAAUUUGAGCAAGACAUUGGGGACGGGGUCCUUGUAUACGCGAAUCAGCAGGGGCGAGAUCGUUACGUAGGAGUGGGAAACGGCACCGAUACAAGCAACUACGACAGCGAGGUGAGGGCGAAGCGCGAUGACGAGGAAAGAUGCCGCUACGAGAACAAACAGUUUGGAGACGGCGCCGGCAUCUUGAACCCGAAUUUUAGCCAGAUCUUGGCCAAUUAUCGCGAUGUCGAUGGAUAUGUGCCUCAACACAUAUCCCAAAGAGAGCGCAAGCCUGAGGCCAGUCAAGAACCCAGCAAAGAAACGCUUCCUGACUCUGGCUUCAAUCUUUCUGAUGCACAUAAUCAUAUGAAUGAACUACGCGAGCAAGUGGAAACGUACAUGGGGCUCCUUGGUGCAAGAUCCUCAAAUACGAUGGCCGAUGGCUCGGGUUUGGGCACCGGAUUGCAGCCACAAGUACCGAAUCCCGAUAUGUUUGUCCAGAUGUCCAUUUCCCCCGACAUGCCGGUCUUCAGGCGUCGCCGCCAGUCUGAAACAGUCAUGGAUAAGGAUGCCAAGUUGUCGCCGCGUACUGCCUACUUGUUGUUGAAGAAAAAGAAUCGGGAGGCAACCUUUUAAUGCAUCUCUUACAAAUCAAAACUAUCAUUUUUCAGAACACAAUCUCUUCCGUGCACCCAACAGAACCCACAAGCCUUAACGCCAACGCCAACGCCUUAAAAUUUCCAUGAAGGGUAAAAUUUCUAGUUUUACAAGCAAAGCAAUGAGGAGCCUCCACCCACAGCAUUGAGUGCUCUUGCUGUCACCACGAAAUAAUUUAUGCAUCAAAGGAAGCAAGUGGAAAUAAAACCAAAAGCGCCGCAAGCGCUGCUAAAAUUAAUAAUUACACUUUUCUCCGUUCUAAUUAAAGAUUUUAAAUUUUUUGACAACUA
Drosophila persimilis is the source of this 2812-nucleotide messenger RNA. Its product is annotated as protein Cep78 homolog. Gene Ontology annotation, cellular component: centrosome. The transcript is spliced from 9 exons. Lineage: Eukaryota; Metazoa; Arthropoda; Insecta; Diptera; Drosophilidae. The coding region runs from base 201 to 2501 and encodes 766 amino acids. The record is from RefSeq and is a predicted model, not a curated record.